Molecule: messenger RNA, 1301 nt
Organism: Clupea harengus (Atlantic herring)
Lineage: Eukaryota; Metazoa; Chordata; Actinopteri; Clupeiformes; Clupeidae
Gene: gcsha
Product: glycine cleavage system protein H (aminomethyl carrier), a
Biological process (GO): glycine decarboxylation via glycine cleavage system; protein lipoylation
Cellular component (GO): cytoplasm; mitochondrion; glycine cleavage complex
Source: RefSeq, a predicted model, not a curated record
GCCGUCAACGUUUUAAAGACGUAGCCGGGAAAGAUGGCGGCACGUUUGGCAAUGCGGUGUGCCUAUGCACAAAUGGUUUCAGUGCUUCCACUCUCUAAGUCAAGUGUGUUCUCGCCAACUCGUAUCGUGUCGCAGGUGUAUAUCAAACGACCGCUGUCUGCUUCGUCACGGCUCUGUGCAGCACUUCGGUAUACAGACAAGCAUGAGUGGGUGAGCGUAGACGGUGGCGUUGGGACCGUCGGCAUCAGCAGCUUUGCUCAGGAGGCGCUAGGCGAUGUGGUGUACUGUGGCCUUCCAGAUGUUGGAACUCAGCUGUCACAAUCAGAUGAGUUUGGUGCGCUGGAGAGUGUGAAGGCAGCCAGUGAGCUGUACUCCCCUCUGACGGGCGAGGUCGUGGAGGUCAACAGCACCCUGGCCGACACUCCUGGCCUAGUCAACAAGUCCUGCUACAAAGACGGCUGGCUGGUGAAGAUGACCAUAACUAAACCAGAAGAACUCGACUCCCUCAUGGACGAAGCUGCCUAUGAACGAUACAUUAAAUCCAUCGAGGAUUAGCGGGUGUGUGUGCGGACUAAAGAGAGUGUGUGUGUGUGUGUGCGUGUGUGUCAGACGUCUCUGACGUGUGUGUGUGCAUGAGUGCACAGCUUUAUGGACUAAUGUACUUGGUAGCAGACGUUUAGCAGUGUCUCUUACAGGGUGACGGUGGGCCUGCUUCUCUCUACUGACCUGAGAGCAGUUGCCAGUGCUUCACACAGCCGGGGACAAAAUGCGCUCCAAGUUUCCCUGAACCAGUACACAUUAUGCUGACACCUUGCCCUCUACCUCGUGUUUGUAAAAUCGCACAGACAAGCGUUGGCUUCUACGUACACACACACACACACACACACACACACACACACACACUCACAGUCUCUGCACUGGAUCCAGAUUUCUGCAUUUUCUUAAAUAAAUCUUAGCACUGGAUGCUGGCAGGCCCAUGGCCGGCUGUAAAUGAGGUUUUUGAUUGGCUUCUGUCUUCAGUAAAGCUUUACACAUUAAACUCCUUUAUUGUAUGCAUUUAGCAUACCUACACACCUCCCUGUGUUCCUGUUGACGGCCUAUCGGAGGUCAGUAAGAUUCUAUGAAUGUUUGCCUGUAAAUGUAAUGGAUUGGGCCUGCUGCCAGAGUAGAUCAUUGGAGAGGGAGAGCAUUUCACAUCUUUGGUUGCAAUACUGCCUCUGGUGGUCGGCGCUGGAGUGACACUCUGACUGAACUGCUGUACUGUAUUUGUAGAUACUAACACUAUUAAAGACUCUCCUGGA